Wyeomyia smithii (pitcher-plant mosquito) is the source of this 1632-nucleotide messenger RNA. RefSeq lists its product as uncharacterized. The coding region runs from base 1 to 1632 and encodes 543 amino acids. The transcript has a single exon. The record is from RefSeq and is a predicted model, not a curated record. Lineage: Eukaryota; Metazoa; Arthropoda; Insecta; Diptera; Culicidae.
AUGGCUGAAUAUGAGGACCUUGGUCACUGUAAAGAAAUAGACGAAAAUAAGGACAUGCCGGGUAUUGUGAAAUGGUACCUACCUCACCAUGCUGUUUUAAAACCGUCGAAUACUACCACCAAAUGUCGGGUAGUGUUUGAUGCUUCAGCUAAGGUCUCUGGACGCUCCCUCAACGAUGUUUUAAAAGUAGGUGCUAUUAACCAGAGCGACCUGCAAUCCAUAGUCCUUCGUUUCCGUGAGCCAUGUUAUGUUUUGUCUGCCGACAUUACAAAGAUGUAUCGGCAAAUUAUCGUCGACGAGUGUCACACACCGUUACAACGUGUGUUCUGGAGAAUUGAUCCAUCGUGUCGCCUUCGUGUGCUUGAGCUGACUACCGUCACUUAUGGCACUGCAUCCGCUCCGUUUUUGGCAACAAGAGCUCUGCUAAAGUUGGCAAUCGACGAGAGAGCCAAAUAUCCUAUGGCUGCUGACAUCAUCGAGAAGGAUUGCUACGUAGACAACGCAUUAUUCGGUUUCAAUGAUCUCAGCACGGCGUCCGCAGCACAAGAGCAGUUGGUCCAGCUGUUGUCCGCCGGUGGCUUUCACCUACAUAAGUGGUCGUCGAAUAGUCCCAAACUUUUGGAAAAGAUCCCUCAAUGUGACCGUGAGGAACUCGUCUGUAUCGGCGCAGAAGAAGCAAUCAAAACGUUGGGUUUGAUGUGGAACCCGGCGUCGGAUGAAUUAAUAUUUUCUUCGGCACCAUCGGAUGAUAAAAAGACGCCUACAAAGAGACACCUCUUGUCGGUAAUCGCACAUAUGUACGAUCCGCUUGGCUUAGUGGCACCGGUCAUCGUGAUCGGAAAACUCUUGAUGCACAGAAUCUGGAAAGCAAAACUGAAUUGGGAUGAAAGUAUCACCGGUGAGUUGAAAAAUGAAGUAGAAACUUUCCUUAGGGCCAUUGAUGGUGUUAGCCAACUUCGUAUUCCUCGUCAAAUAGUGAAUUCCGACGCCGCUGUGUUCGAGUUGCACGGCUUCGCUGAUGCUUCGAUGUACGCAUAUGGAGCGUGUGUUUAUAUACGAUCCCUUGUGCCUGAAAAAAAAAUCGAUGUUAAAUUGUUAUGCGCUAAAUCUAAAAUAGUGCCGAAGGAUGUACUUACCAUCCCUCGUAAAGAAUUGCUUGCUGCCGGUUUGUUAGUCCGGUUGGUGGAGAAAAUCCUCUCCGCACUAAACACUGCAUUAAACGAAAUAAUUUUAUGGUCUGACAACCAAAUCGUGCUUGCUUGGUUGCAGAAAAAUCCCAGUCAACUAGAUUUGUACGUUUCAAAUCGUGUGCGUGAAAUUAAAGAGAGCGGUGAACAAUUUCGAUGGAAGUAUGUUAAUACGAAUGAAAAUCCUGCAGACUUGGUGUCUCGUGGUCAAUCCGCUGAUAAGCUAUUAAGUAAUGACCUUUGGUGGAACGGCCCGAGAUUUUUACGAGACGAGAUGUACGAAAUAGAUUCUCCAGAGAAGUUAGCUGAUGAAGAUAUUCCCGAAUUGAAAUGUGUGUCCGCUGUACAAGCAGUGGUUAAUAUGGAUGUUCUACCAAUUUUCUUCAAAUAUGAAUCGUUUAAAAAAAUUGCAACGAGUGUUGGCGUACAUAUUGCGGUUUUAUGA